Contarinia nasturtii (swede midge) is the source of this 888-nucleotide messenger RNA. RefSeq lists its product as uncharacterized. NCBI's taxonomy places the organism in Eukaryota, Metazoa, Arthropoda, Insecta, Diptera, Cecidomyiidae. The coding region runs from base 11 to 841 and encodes 276 amino acids. The transcript has 4 exons. The record is from RefSeq and is a predicted model, not a curated record.
CAUUGUCAAAAUGAAAUUCGUACUAAUUCUUUCGUUGGCAAUAAUUGUUUGCGCCUCACAGUCAGGCAAUACUGAAAAUCUAAUAAAAAUGUUUUUAGUUGAAAAUAGAAAAAAUUUGUUUGAAUCAGCGAGAAACCAAUUAAAUUUGAUGGAUUCCCUUGUUUAUGGAUUUUAUGAUGAUCGUAUUAACGUAAUUCUGGAACAUAAUAUCAACGAUUAUCAAGGACUUAUCGAUGAAAAAACCAAAACGUAUUUGGAAGAUUUAGUGAAGGAUGUACAGUCCUGUAAUAAUGACGCACGGACGAAAAUCGACGAACAAAGAACAAAAUUGGCCAAUUUGGAAACAAAAUUUAACUCAAAAUCUGAACUUGAUAUGUUCUCUGAAGUGGAGUUCAUCAUUAGAUACGAAGACUUCGAUUCUGAGAACGAAGAUUUAGAAAAACUUUGCGAACAUAUUGAUAAAGUUGUUAGAUCGUUAUCUAUUCCAUUGGAUCUUUUAAAAAGCUGCAUUGAUAAAAGUUCUACGCCUGCAAUCAAACAAAUAUCGGAAGGAAUGCAAAUAGCUAACAUUGUGGUGAUGAUUUUAAUUCAAAAUCGAAUCUGGAUUUCGGCAAAGCCAGACGAGAUAGAAGAUUUGGACAAAAGAUUGAAUAGCGACAUAGAAGGCUAUAAUGUGAGUGCUUUUUUUAAUUUUUAUCAUAUUGAUAGGUAUAUUUUGAAUUUCAAUUGUUUUACCAGUUUCUUCGGUCAAGUCUCGGCCCCAUGGGAAUUACCGAUGCUGAAUGCCAAGUUAGACGCGAUCAUCUCUAUGCAAUUCUUGAAAACUACAUGGUUAGUAUAAGAAAGAUUAAAGAAAAAUAUACUCACGAAAUACGUGAGUGAAAUUAA